UUCUUCAUGGACGUUCAGAUAGAGUAUACGAAGCAUUUAGAAUGGAGAGACAUGUUUUUCUUAACCUUUGUGGUUUGCUCAAGUCAAGAGGUUGGUUGGCAGACAGUCGAUAUGUUAGGGUAGAUGAACAGGUUGCCAUGUUUUUAUUAAUGAUUUGUCACAAGAACUCCAACAAAGUUUUAUGUGAGAGAUUCCAACGUUCAGGAGAGACUGUUAGCAAGUACUUUGCAGCGGUGUUGAAAGCUGUUUUGGAAUUGGCGAAGGAGAUUAUCGUACCUCCUUCGUUUGAUGUUGUCCCAGAAGAAAUUCGGAUUGAGCCAAAGUUUAAUCGUUACUUCAAGGGGUGCGUAGGUGCUAUUGAUGGCACCCAUAUUCAUGCUACCGUACCUGAACAUAUGCAACCACGAUUUAGAGGUAGAAAAGGCACAACCACUCAAAACGUGCUGUGUGUGUGUUCCUUUGAUAUGCGAUUUACUUUUGUGUAUGCUAGUUGGGAAGGAUCAGCCAACGAUUAUCGGGUGUUGUCGGCCGCACUUGACACACCUCACCUAUAGUUUCCUCGACC
Molecule: messenger RNA, 565 nt
Organism: Syzygium oleosum
Lineage: Eukaryota; Viridiplantae; Streptophyta; Magnoliopsida; Myrtales; Myrtaceae
Exons: 2
Coding region: 42-554 (170 amino acids)
Source: RefSeq, a predicted model, not a curated record